GCUUCAUAUUAAUCUCCACUGUCCCACCACAGAGCCACAUCCUCCUGUUUAUUCCACUCUACGGGACGUCAGCGACAGAAUCUAACCGGAAUAUAGCUGCCAACAAUGGGAUUGAAUUUCUUUCUAUUGAAUUUUGGAUUAUAUAUGGACUUGUAGGAUUAGGUUUUUGGACCAUGACUUCAGUGUUUGAUAGAUUUGAGUGUAAUAUGUUGUCUGGGACAUUAUGAAAAAGGGCCAGAAGAAGCAGAGAGAUUGUGGCUGUGUGCACCUCUCCCGAAAACUCCUUGGUAAAUGUGGAUGCUGUUUUGAAACAAUGACAGAAUCGUACUCUGUUGCGGGCAGUGAUGGUAGUAUGACCCCCUCCGCUCCUCAGCAGACCUCGGGCAGCUCCAGUCCCUGCUCUCAGUCUCUCUCUGGGGGCACACGCAGCCCUGUCAACACCCUGAAGAAGUGGCUCUCUAAUCCCAUCCGAAAGCUCAGCACAGAGGGCCGGGCCGGGAACCUGGUUAAACAGACAAGCCUGAAAGAAGAGGAGAAGACGCCAAAACAAAAACAUAACCAGUCAGUCAUCAUGCCAUCUGGCGACAUGAUGUUUAAAGACGGUUCAUUGAGUCCUGCCUCUCCUUCUCCCACACAAACACCAGGUCAAAACUACUUCAGCGACAUCCUGCAGGGAACAGCCACAGACAGCCCAGGCCACACCAGCCUCUCCGCGUUGCCAGGUGAAAACAACAGCUCGGAGAAUGACGAUAUUUCAAACCAGUGUUCCUCUCCGGCAGAUACAGAGGAGGCCCGAGCAGCAGCGUAUGAGAAAAGCCUAUAUGUGCUGACGGAACUGAUUGAGACCGAAAGAUUAUAUGUGGAAGAUUUGGGACUCAUUGUCGAGGGCUACAUGACAGCUAUGACAAACCAGGGCAUUCCUGAAGAAAUGAAGGGAAAAGACAGAAUCAUCUUUGGAAACAUCCACCAGAUUUACGAUUGGCACAAAGAUUACUUCCUGGGAGAGUUGGAGAAGUGUGUGUCUGAACCCGAUUCUUUGGCGCAGCUCUUCAUUAAACAUGAGAGACGUCUCCACAUGUACGUUGUCUACUGUCAAAACAAACCCAAGUCUGAAUACAUUGUCUCAGAGUUUAUCGAGACCUUCUUUGAGGAUUUAAGGCAGCAGCUUGGUCACAGGCUGCAGUUGAACGACCUCCUCAUCAAACCUGUUCAGAGGAUUAUGAAAUAUCAACUAUUGCUCAAGGAUUUUCUGAAAUACUACAGCAAAGCAGGAAGAAAUGUUGAGCAGCUACAGAGAGCUGUGGAGGUGACGUGUUUCGUCCCCAAACGCUGUAAUGACAUGAUGAACGUGGGUCGGCUGCAGGGGUUUGAGGGUAAGAUCACAGCUCAGGGUAAACUCCUCCAGCAGGACACGUUCUCAGUGACGGAGGAACUGGAGGGGGCUGUCCUGAACCGGAGCAGAGAGAGGAGGGUGUUUCUGUUUGAGCAACUUGUCAUCUUCAGCGAACCCAUCGACAAGAAAAAGGGUCUGUCUCUGACCGGGUACACAUUCAAGAACAGUAUCAAGGUGAGCUGUUUGGGUGUGGAGCAUCUGUCAGACGAGGACCCCUGCUGUUUGGUGCUGACAUCGCGCGGCACAAAUGGCUCAGUGACGCGGUUCAUCAUGGCUGCUCCGUCCGCAGAGGUGCAGAGGGCCUGGAGAAAUGACGUUGUGCAGAUAUUGGAAACACAGAGGAACUUUCUCAAUGCACUGCAGUCCCCGAUAGAGUACCAGCGUCGUGAGGGGAAGUCAUGCAGUUUGGGGCGGAGUUCGAAGCCUCAGACGGCCUCAGCCUCAGAGCUCAGACCUCACUCUUCCGGCUCUAUGGAGCGCCACCAGAGCCUCCUGUUCUACAACACCUCUCUUCCCACUCUGCAUCCACAACAGCACUGCCCUGCCAAUAAAACAAUUUCGACCCCCUGUGAAGCCCAUCGGUCGCUCUCUGCUUCAGAUAAAAUGUUUCCAGCAGCUUUCAGUGGACUCCCACCUUCAGGACAGGAUACAACCACUAGUUUCCAGGAAGACACUUUUCAAAGCGGGACAAUGCACCGGCAGCAAUCUGUGGACACAAACUGAGUGGUUUCAUCUCCGGAUUCUCCCGUGCCCCAAGUCACGUUCAGAUUCCUCACUUUUAUUUUCACUAUUUGUCCUUGUUUUGAAUUCAGUGGAUAUUCUUUUGUCAUGUGUGGGUUUGGUAAAGUGGUAAUA
This is a messenger RNA of Boleophthalmus pectinirostris (great blue-spotted mudskipper), 2248 nucleotides long. RefSeq names its product Rho guanine nucleotide exchange factor (GEF) 25b (gene arhgef25b). The coding region runs from base 224 to 2116 and encodes 630 amino acids. The transcript is spliced from 16 exons. The record is from RefSeq and is a predicted model, not a curated record. Gene Ontology annotation, cellular component: plasma membrane; cytoplasm. Gene Ontology annotation, biological process: axon guidance. Lineage: Eukaryota; Metazoa; Chordata; Actinopteri; Gobiiformes; Gobiidae. Gene Ontology annotation, molecular function: guanyl-nucleotide exchange factor activity.